Molecule: messenger RNA, 934 nt
Organism: Suillus discolor
Lineage: Eukaryota; Fungi; Basidiomycota; Agaricomycetes; Boletales; Suillaceae
Product: pseudo response regulator
Exons: 5
Coding region: 156-695 (179 amino acids)
Biological process (GO): cellular hyperosmotic response; phosphorelay signal transduction system
Molecular function (GO): protein histidine kinase activity
Source: RefSeq, a predicted model, not a curated record
UGUAAUUGUGGGUCGAGACUCGAGAGCGAGGUCUCGAAGAGAAGUUCUUCACGAUCACACCGCACAUUCCCCAAGUACGCUGGAGAUUAUAAACCGAAAACAUCAGGGAAUAUGAACACCUGCGAUCCAUUCCCAUCGUAGUAUUGGCGCCUUCGAUGCCACGUCUGAAUCCUCAAGACCUUACUUCUGCCCUCAUUUCCGCCCUGGAGCCGAAUACUGUUUCACCUGUCUCGGCGCCAAAUGGUGUUGUCUUUGACAUCCUGCUUGCCGAGGAUAAUACGGUUAGCCAGGCACUAGCAGUCAAGAUUCUGGAGAAGUAUGGUCACACUGUCGAGAUCACAGAGAAUGGAAGUCUGGCUGUCGAAGCUUUCAAGGCACGAGUACAAGUGAACAAGCCAUUUGAUAUUAUCUUGAUGGAUGUAUCGAUGCCUUUCAUGGGAGGAAUGGAGGCGACUCAGCUUAUCCGAGCGUAUGAGAUACAUGAAGGACUCCUACCGACUCCUAUCAUCGCCCUUACUGCUCAUGCCAUGAUCGGUGAUCGCGAGCGAUGCCUGCAGGCAGGUAUGGACGAUCAUAUCACCAAGCCCCUUCGUCGUGGAGAACUCUUGAAUUCGAUCAACAAUCUCGCAGGCUGGCGCGCACAGUUAGCCCAGCAGCACCUUCACCACAGGCCACCUGCUUUCAUGACAACAUGACUUAUAUUUUCGCACGAUUUCAUUGUUGCAGGUUUCGUAUACCCUUGUAUGAUGUCGAUUCCAGUUUGUCGAUGCUUCUGCUCAUCUUUAACGCUAUUGUUGUCAGAUUAAUCUGUACGAUAGCAUAUUUGUAGCACUCUCUCAGACUCAUUGCGUGAUCUCAUAUUCGAACACCAUGUAUAUUAGUGCGUCAUCUUGUACUUUGGUUCAUUAUACAUCCAACUGCUUUCCUUCCGAUA